AAGAAGCACGCACGGUUACAUUUAACCUACACUUGCAGAAUAAGUGUAAAUGGACAGGCUGUAGACGCUCAGUGGAUGAAGGCGUCCUGACACUGCAGACGAGCGCAAGUCGCUUAAACGACACUUAUUAUACCGGUUGUGAUUUUUAAAUUGGAUUUCAGCAAGCCUGCAGCCUGCCUCACCUUUGAGAUAUUGUUUUUAUUUUAUUAUUUACAAGCUUUAACUAACCCAGAGCCGAUAUGGACACCAUAUUGGACAACUUCGCUUCGGAGAAACUUUUUCCUAAUUCCAACCUGUUGGACCUAGAGGAUCUGAAUGAGAGCGAUUUCUUAUCCAAUGUGCAUUUCUCAGAGCAGAUGGAGGACUUUUCCAAUGACCUUUUCAACAGUUUUUUUGACGAUCAUCUGUUGGCGGAAAGGAACCCAUUGUUGGAUAUGGACCUGGACCCUCCGAACCCUGACAUCCAGGCAGAACACAGUUACUCUCUGAGCGAAGACUCUGCACCACAAAGCCCCUCUGUACCCAUUAAGUCAGACAAUGAUGCAGAUUCUGAUGGGAUGUGGUCGUUCAGUCAGGAUCUCACAGCCAUCCUAGUGAAACAGGAGCCUAGUCUGAUGUCUGAGAACAGCCCUGAUACAGCGCCCUCUCUGGACGACACAAGCACCUGCUCACAGCCUCUCACUCUUGCCCCACCACCACAGAGGAACCAGACCGGGGACAAGGGUUCCAAAGGCAUGAGCUCAAAUUCUGUUCCUGCCAUCAAAGCAGAGCCCAGAGAGGUGAACCAGUUUCUUAGUGUCCCCUCAGAUGAGCAUCUGCGGUUACCUCCCACUCCCCCCAGUAGCCAUGGCAGUGAUAGCGACGGAUCCCAGAGCCCACAUUCACUUCCACCAUUAAGCCCUGGUCACCUGCAGAGCCCACAUUCACUGCCUUCCUCCAGCCCUGCCCGGCUACAGGCUCGAACCUCUGCAGCCAUCUCCUCAUCGCCGCUUCUCACUGCCCCCCAUAAGCUCCAGGGGACAUCAGGCCCUUUAAUGUUGACAGAAGAGGAGAAGAGAACUUUGAUCGCUGAGGGAUAUCCUGUGCCCAACAAACUGCCCCUCACCAAAACUGAGGAGAAAUCCCUCAAACGUGUCCGCAGGAAAAUCAAAAAUAAGAUCUCUGCACAGGAAAGCCGUCGAAAGAAGAAAGAAUAUGUGGAGUGUUUGGAGAAAAGAGUGGAGAACUAUACAUCAGAAAACAAUGAACUGUGGAAAAAGGUUGAGACGCUGGAGAACGCAAACAGGUCUCUCCUCCAACAGUUGCAAAGACUACAGGCUCUAGUGAGCGGGAAAGUGCCUCGAUCCUGCAAGAUUGCCUCCACACAGACCGGAACCUGUCUCAUGGUGGUGGCGCUGUGCUUUGUGUUGGUGCUGGGCUCACUAGCUCCCUGCCUGCCUGAGCUCUCUCUCUACUCUUCCUCCUUAUCCACAUCAUCCUCACACACGGUGAAGUCCGCACCACUGCCCUCAGGUGACCUCUACACCACCAGCCAGGUCCGCUCCCGCAGUCUGCUCUUCUAUGACGAGGAGACCGCAGUGGAGGACGGCAACAGGGGCCUGCUGAGCACGGAGAGGAUGGAGGAGGGGUCGCGGCAUUACGUACAGGACCCGAAAGAGACCCACGAACACCACCACGCUGCUCUCACGAGCAGGUAUUUGAGCCAGACCCAGUCGGAACCUUCAGGCUAUAGCAACCGGUCCGCGACCCCCCUCCAUUCCCCAGAAUCACACUACCACUCCAGAAAACAGGAUCCCGUGGGAGUUGCAGAAUAUUUCUAACCCUUCUGGGUGGAGCUGCCUGUAUCACACAGACCUUCACUUACAGCAGAUGACCCAGCACUACCCGACCACCCUUGUCAUUCCAGAUCCUGAACCCUAGUGAACCCACAUGCCUCAUGACCACGAUCCAACUCAACCCCAUUAAACAUUCCAGUUACAGUGACCAACAAAACUUACUUGUGAGAGGACAACACAUAUUUAUGUGUACAUACAUUUAUCCAUCAUGUAUAAAAAGGCUGCUGAAACUUUACCAGCACGCACUGAGUUUGCAAGAUGAAGAGAGAGAUGAUGUGGGCGGUUGUGGGCGCUGCUCUGUUUUAAAUGGAUGUGAGACUCUGAAAUACUUCAUCACGCCGGCAGGGGACGGGAACGUUUAUGAGUGUUUGUUUUGAUUUUCCUUGAAUGCCAUAAGACUGUCCAUUUAGAACAUAUCCUGAAAUCCCAAAGAGCUUGUUUUGUGUUUAUGACGUUAUUUUAAAUCUCUGCAUGUUUUCCAGCAGGUGUGAUCACAGGUGCCUGACGCACUUUGCGGUUUGAAACCUGCUUUGACAGGAUUUUCUUCCUCUGCCAUUUUGGCUUGUUUUUCCCUUAUAAGUCAAAGCUGGAUUGCACUUGUUUUGCACUAUGAAAACUAAUUGAUUUAAGUGCCUUCACAUUCUUUCUCAUGAAGUCAUAUUUAACAUAGUCCUUACCACAUAUUUUUCCUUGAAUACUUUCCAUUUCUUUGCCUACUUUUAUUGACAGCAGGUUUUACUUUAUUUUUGUUUUCUACUAUUAAGAGGCAGAGGAUUUUGUACUGAAAUGCAAAUUUUAUCUGUAAUAUAUUCUAGUAUUUGCAGCAUCCAAAAAAGAGCAUAUUUAUUUUAUGCACAAAAAAAGUAUGAUAGUUAUUGUGUGUGUGUUUUUUUUUAAGAAAGAUGAUGUAACGUUUACAUGAUCUUGUUGUCAUAACUGUUAAACAGUUUGUCUUUUAACUUUAUUUCUGUGUAAAGAAAGUUUUGUAUAUAUAGAGAAAAAAAGAACAGGGACAAUCAAAUCCUGUGCAUGUUUGGUCUUACAAUCCACAAAAUUUCAAAAAAAUAUUGCCCAAAACAGCUAUUAUUACAACUGCUAUUAUUCUAUUGAGGGAAAGAAACUUUAUUGAAAAGAAAUUCUUUAAAUUUUUUCACAACGUAAUGCAUAUUUUUUAUAUUUUAACUUUUCCCAAAAUAACUGUUUAACUACUGUAAAAUGUAUCACGAAUCCCAGAUUAGUUAAUAAUGCAGUUUUACAAACAUGUACUUUUUUCAUUUACAGAAAUUGUAUGUUUUAGAAGCAGAAACAAUUUAAUUUUGUUAUAAUUUUAAACAAUGCUCUUUCUCACUUCAACCAAGGGAUUUAUUUUAUUGUACAGCUAGAAAAUAACCACUGAUGGUCAUAUUUUAGAAUUAAGUUUUUUUGUGUCUAAGUUAAUUAUUGUAAUGAUACAAGGGGUUGUCAUUAAUGAAUCUGUGCUUGUCAGUGUUUAUAAAAGUACUCUGUGGUAUAUGUGCCAUAAGGAAAUCUGGGUGUGGCUACUUAAGAAAUAAAAGAACACUAAAUAGCA
Molecule: messenger RNA, 3405 nt
Organism: Triplophysa dalaica
Lineage: Eukaryota; Metazoa; Chordata; Actinopteri; Cypriniformes; Nemacheilidae
Gene: creb3l1
Product: cAMP responsive element binding protein 3-like 1
Exons: 12
Coding region: 240-1820 (526 amino acids)
Biological process (GO): regulation of transcription by RNA polymerase II
Molecular function (GO): DNA-binding transcription factor activity, RNA polymerase II-specific; cAMP response element binding
Source: RefSeq, a predicted model, not a curated record